CUCAGGCCGCGAUUCAAGAAAAAAAACCCUCGUCCGAAAGAAAUGGCUCCAUCACCCACAAAGCGGAAGGAGGAGGAAAAAACGAAAGACAGAGGUAAAGAAAAGACUGGCACUAAAGAAGGAGACAAAGAACGAGGACGGGAAAAAGUAAGGAAACGUCGCAGCGCUUCAACUGGAAGCAGCAGCAGCAGGUCCAGAUCCAGCUCUACUUCAAGCAGCAGUUCUGGUUCCAGCUCAGGUUCCUCAAGUGGUUCCAGUUCAUCUGGCUCCAGCCGCUCUGGGUCUUCUAGUUCUCGUUCCUCCUCCUCUUCGUCCUCCUCUGGCUCCCCCAGCCCGAGCCGUAGACGUCAUGACAACCGUCGCCGCUCCCGCUCAGCGUCUAAAACACAGAAGAGAGGAGAUGAUAAGGAGCGAAGGAAAAGAAGCCCAAGCCCCAAACCAACUAAGGUUCAUUUAGGGCGGCUGACAAGGAAUGUCACCAAGGAACACAUUCAGGAGAUAUUUUCCACUUAUGGGAAAAUCAAAAUGGUUGACUUGCCAAUGGACAGACUCCACCCUCACCUGUCGAGGGGUUAUGCUUAUGUGGAGUUUGAGACUCCCGAAGAAGCCCAAAAGGCGCUCAAACACAUGGAUGGAGGUCAGAUUGAUGGGCAGGAAAUUACAGCAGCGGCUGUGUUGACUCAGCGUGUCCGUCCACCACCUCGUAGACCCUCUCCCCCUCGCAGGAUGCCCCCCCCACCACCUAUGUGGCGUCGCAGCCCACCACGCAUGAGGAGGAGGUCCCGCUCCCCAAGGAGACGUUCCCCAGCACGCCGCCGCUCUCGUUCCAGGUCUCCUGGUCGCAGGCGUCACCGCUCUCGUUCCAGCUCCAACUCUUCCAGAUAGACGGGUUUCUGGUUUCUCAAUUCCAAGUGAUGUCUUAGAUUCUGUCACCAAAUCAGCUGGAUUUAUCUACUUUCCCAGACCUUAUGGACUUCCCUGGAAAUACAAUUCUCUGCUCUGUAGCCAACAUAAACAUCUGCCUGCUCGUAGACAGUGGAUGUGUUUUUCUUUUUUGUGAAAAUGUGAGGGUUUUGUUUUUUACAGUUUAUGUUAAGUUGAUCCUCAAAAGUGGGAUCAGUGUGUUUUAUGUUAAUUCAAGCUGAGUUUGGCCAGCACUGAGAUCUGUCAAUAUUUAGCAGCAGUUGUGACUUUUUACCAUGUACUGAUAUUUUAGACAUUUUGAAAAUAAAAGUACUGAAACAUGGUG
Sphaeramia orbicularis (orbiculate cardinalfish) is the source of this 1249-nucleotide messenger RNA. RefSeq names its product RNA binding protein S1, serine-rich domain (gene rnps1). Gene Ontology annotation, cellular component: ASAP complex; nucleoplasm; cytoplasm. The record is from RefSeq and is a predicted model, not a curated record. Gene Ontology annotation, biological process: mRNA splicing, via spliceosome. NCBI's taxonomy places the organism in Eukaryota, Metazoa, Chordata, Actinopteri, Kurtiformes, Apogonidae. Gene Ontology annotation, molecular function: RNA binding. The transcript is spliced from 7 exons. Bases 43 to 885 code for a protein of 280 amino acids.